UAGAAAUGCGACUCAGAUCCUAUUUUGCCGUAUAAAAAGCUUGCGCAUCACCGUGAAUACAGACAAGACUGAAAACGACGACCAUUUGUCAUUUAUUAUAGAUAUUUAUACAACAAUUAUACAACGAUUUCCUCAUAUUCCAGGGCAGGAUUUCAGGCCGUUUGACAUAAACUGACAAAAUGAGCAACGAUAAUGAAGUGGACAUGAAAGACGUGGAGCUCAAUGAGGUGGAGCAGGAGAAGCAACCCAUGACGGAGGGGGAGGCUGGAAAUAAUUAUGCCAUCUCUCCUGUAUCCGAGAAGAAUGGCAUUGUAAAGGUGAAGAUUCCAGAAGAGGAGAGCAAAUUUACUGGGUUGAGCAAAGAAGAGCUCAUGAGAGUAGCUGGAACACCAGGGUGGGUUAAAGUUCGUUGGGCACUUCUGAUCCUGUUCUGGCUUGGUUGGCUGGGCAUGCUAGCUGGUGCGAUUGCCAUCAUUAUCCAAGCUCCUCGAUGCAAACCCCUCCCUGAGAUGAACUGGUGGAACUAUGGACCUCUGUAUCAAAUUGGAGACGUCAACUCCUUUUCAGAGUCUUCGGAUUUGAUGGGUGUGGCUGAAAAGGUUCAGGAGAUGGAUGAGUUGAAGAUGAAGGGUCUGAUCAUUGGCCCGAUCCAUGUGUCCAGUGCUGAUGAACCCGAGAAACUGAAAUUGACUGAGAUUUCUGAAGAAGCUGGUGAUCUGACACAGUUUCAAGAAGUCAUUAAGGCUGCACACAAGAGAGGUAUCUCUGUUGUUUUGGAUCUGACCCCUAACUAUAAAGGCAAAGAGCCCUGGUUUGCCGAUGCUGUCAGUACUGUGGUCAACCUAGAGUCUGCUCUGGUGCAUUGGCUAAAAGAAGGAGUGGAUGGAUUCCUCUUCUACGGUGUCGAGAAGGUGGCCACUGCAGCCCCAAACUUUUGGGAGGAUGUCAGAGUCCUCAUCCACAACCAAACAGAAUCGGCCGAAAAAACUAAAAAGGUCUUAAUUGGUGUUACAAAUCAGUCCUCUCCUGAUGACAUUCUUGCUGUGUUGAACAAAACUGGUGUGGACCUGCUCCUCACUAGUGCUUUAAGAUCCUCAUCUGCCCUGGACGUUGCCAGCACUGUUGAUCGCUUGCAUUCUGCUUACGGUCAGAACAGACUGGCUUGGAAUAUAGGUGGGCGUAUUGCUGGACACCUGGCUUCAUUGGUGGGCAUCGCCAAAGUCAAGUUAAGUCAGCUGCUGCUCCUCACUCUGCCAGGCACACCGGUGUUUAAUUAUGGGGAUGAGAUUGGACUGAAAGAUGAGGCGACCAAAAAUCCAAUCAUGGAAUGGAGCAGCUCUAAAAAUCAAACCGUUUCAAAAGAGAGGAAGGAUGAAAUGACCAAUUUCUAUGCGUUCUUCAAGUCUGUGAGUGAAGAAAGGUCAAAAGAGCGCUCUUUGCAGCACGGAGAAUAUUUGCUUUUGUUCAGCUCGACCACUACUAUGGCCUACGUGCGAAGCUGGGACCAGAAUGAACGCUACCUUGUUGCACUCAACUGGAACUUGACAGAAACGGUCACUCUUCAGCUGAAGCAUGCUGAGAUUCCUGAACAUGCUACAGUAGUGUUCAGUACUACUAAUGAUCAAGUUGGUAAUGUGCUUAACCUUGCACAACUAGAGGUGAAGCCAGGGCAAGGUUUAAUGCUGAAGUUUCCCUACACUUCCUAAAAACACAUCAUCAACUCUCAAUUAGUGUUAGGAUGUUGCUUUUACAUGCACUAUUAUUUGAUUAGCCAUUCUGUUACAAUAUUUAUAAUUUGAAGUACGAGAACACUGGUAUAUGUCGUCAGAUUGUACUGUUACAUUCAUCACAUCCACUGCAUGACUACUAAACAAAAUUUAAGCUUGUAGUGUUAUUAUUUUUUUUUUGUUACUUGGAAUACAUUCCAUAGGAAGAAAAAAUGAUUUGUUUUUUAAAACGCAUUGCAAUUCUGCACAAUAAAAAUGAUGAAAACUUACAUUUGUUUCUUCUAUGUAAAAGAUGCAUGAAAAUGAAAGCUGUGGACAAUAAAUUAAGUGGAGUAGUUAA
Puntigrus tetrazona (Sumatra barb) is the source of this 2067-nucleotide messenger RNA. It is a transcript of the gene slc3a2b, whose product is annotated as solute carrier family 3 member 2b. The transcript is spliced from 9 exons. NCBI's taxonomy places the organism in Eukaryota, Metazoa, Chordata, Actinopteri, Cypriniformes, Cyprinidae. Gene Ontology annotation, biological process: carbohydrate metabolic process; amino acid transport. The record is from RefSeq and is a predicted model, not a curated record. Bases 180 to 1706 code for a protein of 508 amino acids.